This is a messenger RNA of Rotaria sp. Silwood1, 779 nucleotides long. NCBI's taxonomy places the organism in Eukaryota, Metazoa, Rotifera, Eurotatoria, Philodinida, Philodinidae. The record is from the annotation of a GenBank genome assembly.
UUUAUAUGAAUUCCAAUCUCAACUAAAUUCUCUAACCAACUGCGACAUAUACAUUGGAAUCUGAAAAUUCACGAAUGGAGAUUUCUCGAUAUUGAUUCAGCAGCUCUAGUCCUAUUCCUACUUUUAAUUUUUUUUGAAAUCAACAAAAGACUAGAACAUUAUCAGACUUGAAAAGAUAUCAAGUAGAACACUUUAUUUAAGCUCAAAGCCUACAUUUAUACAUCAGAGUUUGAAAUUAUACAAUCACACAACUACCUCAAAAAAGUUCUAAGCCAAAGUUCGAGAUAUGAAAUCAAUUGUAUCCUCUAAGGAAUUUUUCAUUAGUCUUUGAAGAUGCCUGAUUAAAUAUAGUUUUGUAAUUGAUAUGAAAUUUCCUAAUGAGAAAAAUGAAAUUCUUAUCUCUAUGUCUUGAAAUACAUUAAAGUUUAUUGAACAUCAAGGUAUCUUUUUUUUCUUUUCUUUAAGAUAUUACAUAUCUUUUAUCUUUAUGUGAAUACAGUGAUCUACAUUUACGAGGUGCAUGUGCAAAUUUACUUGUUACAUUAAUUCAAACAACAAUUCAUCUUUUAACACUAUCAUCAUUAUCAAAUUCAUUUAAUAAUUCUUUUAUUAAUCAAUGUUCACUUGUAUCAACUCAUUCACAAGACAGUUCAAAAAUUGAAUUGUUAGAAGAUUCUGUUCAACAUAGUACAAGUUCCUAUGUUCUUGCUAAAUUUGCUCUAGCUCAACUUAUACAUGAUAUUGAUUUUCGAAUAUUAACUUAUCUUGAACAACAAUAA